AUGAGUAGGAUUCUCCUCCGUGAACCCGACAGUGAGCUGCCCGGUGGGUCCCCGGAGGCCUACCCACCAAAAACCGUACUCUACACCUUCUCAUGGGAAAUGAAAACCGGCAAGCUAUGGCCGAGUCACCAGGACACUCAAGUAUUGGAUCAUUGCUCCCCUUGCAGAUGGAAAAUUGGAGAGACUCGGCUAAAUGGAGUGCCUCUCCCAGACAGACGAAAUCGUGCAAUGCGGGAGCGGCUGCCAACCACCUGCGCUGGCCCCGACGACGACGGCUAUCAGUCCAUCACAGGGCUGUACUCUGAUAUGAUACGGGAACCUUUAGGCCGCAAGGACAACGAGAGAAAUGAAGAGAUCGCCGAUCUUAGGGACCGCCUGGAGGAGGUGGGUGCUAAGCAGGCAAGGCUCACGCAAGAGAAUCAGGUGCUGCACGACCAGAUGAAGAAUAUGAUGAAGAAGAUGGAAGACUUAGAAGAGAAAUUCAAACGCCAUGAAUGUGAAAGGCCGUCGCGUCCGAUUGUGGCUCCUCCCCCUCCACCGCCGCCACCACCACCUCCACCCCCUCCCCCACCACCGCCACCGCCACCUCCCACGUCGGCAAAACCCCUGUCUCGCUCGCACACCAUACCGCGGUGUGGAUCAGCACCACCCCGGAUAGCAGGACCACGGCUCACCAUCACGCCUCAAGAUAUAGCUAAUGUGAAGCUUCGCAAGACAAGGUAUCACGCCAUCAAGCGAUUAACCAAUAUCGACAAUUCGACAUGCGUGCCCCCGCCGAGUGACACACCUAAUUUAUAUCUUAUGGAUAUUGAAACGAGAGAUGUCGUUGAGUUGGAUAACCCAGUGAAACAAAAGCCAGUUGCAAAAGAAGCCCAGCCGUUGGUGACGCAGCAGAUGCUGAUGACCACCCGCGCUAAACUGAGCAGAUCGCGACCUGCCGCUGCCUCCACACCGAAACAGCAAUUAACCGAUUUGGAGCAAUGUCUACUGCAGGAGUCGUGUGUGACGGCGCUGUACCGCGCGCGCGUGGCCCGCAGCUCGUUCCGCAGCGCGGAGGAGCUGCGCGCGCGCCCCUACCCCGCCCCGCGCUCCCCGCGCCCGCCCCGCCCGCCGCGCUCCCCGCGCUCCCCGCACUCCCCGCACCACGAGCAGAGGUCCGCCUCGCUGCCCCGCGGCGCGCAAAUAACGAAAUUGAAUUUCAACGCCCGCUCUGUCCUCAAAUAGAGGAGAAUCAUUGAUCUCAGUGGCAAGGAUGGAGCUAAUAGGGUUGUGACGCCACGUUUUCAUAUUAAACAAGGUCGAUUACCUAUGGUAGACCUAUAAACAAU
Diatraea saccharalis (sugarcane borer) is the source of this 1328-nucleotide messenger RNA. Lineage: Eukaryota; Metazoa; Arthropoda; Insecta; Lepidoptera; Crambidae. The record is from the annotation of a GenBank genome assembly.